Saprolegnia parasitica CBS 223.65 is the source of this 738-nucleotide messenger RNA. RefSeq lists its product as hypothetical. The transcript has a single exon. Gene Ontology annotation, cellular component: cytoplasm. NCBI's taxonomy places the organism in Eukaryota, Oomycota, Saprolegniomycetes, Saprolegniales, Saprolegniaceae. The record is from RefSeq and is a predicted model, not a curated record. The coding region runs from base 1 to 738 and encodes 245 amino acids.
AUGCCUCGCAAGCUACCCAUGGUUCCGUACACGUCGCUCUCAGCAGCGGCGCUCGAGGCGCUCCAGUCGCGCGACGAGACGACGCUCUUCGUCGCGUUGGUGUGUCCGUGGGCGCACCGCACGCUCUGGACCGUCUCGAAAAUUGACACCCCAGUGCGCGUGCUCGAGCUAAGUCUGGAUAAUAUGCCGACGAGCUACCUGCGCCACUUCAAUUCCCACGGGUCGGUGCCCUUUUUGCUCGCGAACGGCCGACCCAUGCUCGACUCGGUCGACAUUGCUAAGUACUUGGAUGCGAUGUUCAACAACGGUCACCUCGCUGCCAACGACGACCGCUUCGGCGCGGCGGUUGUGCAGCGCGCCGAGGCGGUCUUUGAUGUCGCCCCGACGUUUGCCUUUCUCCGCAACGCGGAUGCGUCCAAGAAAGAAACGCUGCAGCGCAAGAUGCACGCGAGCCUGGCGCAGCUCGAGACGGUCUACGUUGAAGAUGCGGCCGCGUACCGCAGCCGCGGGCCGUACUUGCUCGGGGAUCGGUUCAGCCUCGCCGAAAUCUUGAUCUUGCCACUCCUCUUCCGCUUCAACUUGAUCGCCAAGCACUACCACGACACAGAGAUGCUGGCGCUGCACCCGGUGCUCGCAGGCGCGUUGGCGGCAGCGACCGCGCGACCUGCGUUUCAGCGUGUGACGCGCGAGCCCGAGAUGUACUUGCGUGCGUUUGCCAAACUCCGAGCGCGCCACUAA